Molecule: messenger RNA, 1562 nt
Organism: Ornithorhynchus anatinus (platypus)
Lineage: Eukaryota; Metazoa; Chordata; Mammalia; Monotremata; Ornithorhynchidae
Gene: RRS1
Product: ribosome biogenesis regulator 1 homolog
Exons: 1
Coding region: 61-1188 (375 amino acids)
Biological process (GO): endonucleolytic cleavage in ITS1 to separate SSU-rRNA from 5.8S rRNA and LSU-rRNA from tricistronic rRNA transcript (SSU-rRNA, 5.8S rRNA, LSU-rRNA); ribosome biogenesis; ribosomal large subunit biogenesis
Cellular component (GO): preribosome, large subunit precursor; nucleolus; nucleus
Molecular function (GO): protein binding
Source: RefSeq, a predicted model, not a curated record
GCACGUGUGUGGAGCGUGGGGGGGGGGGGGGGAGGAGGACCGGCAGUUUCAGCGUCCGCCAUGGCGGAGCAGGUGGCGGAGGAGGUGCUGGCCCGGGCGGAGCGGGACGAGGCGGAGAAGCUGCGGCGCAUCGCGGUGCACAAGGAGCUGGAGCUGGAGUUCGACCUGGGCCACCUGCUGGCCACCGACCGCAACCCCACGGACGCCCUGCGGCGGUCGUCGGCGGGGCUGGAGCCGGGGCUGCGGGCCCUGGCCCGGGACAACACCCAGCUCCUCGUCAACCGGCUGUGGCAGCUGCCGGCGACGCGGGUGGAGGAGGCGCUGGUGGUGCAGCUGCCGGAGCCCGCCACCCGCCUGCCCCGCGAGAAGCCGCUGCCCAAGGCGCGCCCGCCCACCCGCUGGCAACAGUUCGCCCGGCUGAAGGGCAUCCGGGCCCGCAAGAAGACCAACCUGGUGUGGGACGAGGCGCGGCGGGAGUGGCGGCGCCGCUGGGGCUACCAGCGGGCCAAGGACGACACGAAGGACUGGCUGAUCGAGGUGCCCCACGCCGCCGACCCCAUGCAGGACCAGUUCGCCCUGCGGCUCCGGGCCAAAAAGGAGCGGGUGGCCCGCAACGAGUUCAACCGGCUGCGCAACAUCGCCCGGGCCCACAAGCUGCCGCCGCCGCCCGGCCGGGACGGGAUGCGCCCCACCGGCCACCAGGACCGGGAGGAGCUGGGCCGGGCCGAGCGGGUGGCCAAGCGCUCCACCGCCUCGCUCGGACGCUUCCAGGAGCGGCUCCCCAAGGAGAAGGCCCCUCGGGGCCCCGGGAGGAAGAGGCAGUUCCAGCCGCUCCUCGGCGACCUGGAGGCCGAGAGGAAGGCCCAGCUGGAGAUGCUCCGCGUCCUGGGCAGCCACAAGCCGCGGCUCGACGUCACCCGGGCCACCAACAAGCAGAUGCGGGAGGACGACCGGGAGGAGGCGGCGGCCAGGAGGAGGAAGAUGGGCCAGAGGGGCAAGCGCCAGAGAAAGGGGGGACCCCCGGGGCCCGGGGCGGGCAAGCGAAAAGGGGGACCCCCGGGCACCGCGGGGGGCAAGCGAAAAGGGGGACCCCCGGGCACCGCGGGGGGCAAGCGCAGGGGGGGACCUUUGGGGGGCAAGAAGGGAGGGAAGCCCCAGGGGGGGAAGAGGAGGAAGGGACGGGUGUGACCCCUCGCCUUUUCUCUCGGGACUGUUGGAAGCAAACUGGAGAACGAUGCAUCUUGCCCCCUGGGUCGGCCCUUUCUCCUAGGACGUGCACCGAGCUCGCUCCGCCGCAGCGGAGGAAAGGGCGGAGACAUUCCCACCCCCGUGGGAGUGCAGCUUGGAGGAAGCCUUCCUUAAGGAUGAGCGUCUUGAGAGGCCUGGGGGUAAGCUCUGCCCUCUGUCACCAGUCAUGCCGGGCUUUGGUGGUUCCGGACCUGAGCCAGAGGAGGCCAGAAAGCAGCUUGCCGUCCAGCAGGCAGGGAGGGAGAAAGUAGACUGGAGGUAUAAACCUUAAUGGAGACACAAAGCAACAUUAAAUUUUUCUGGUUACAUUUAAA